Messenger RNA from Plasmodium relictum, 2067 nucleotides. Its product is annotated as conserved Plasmodium protein, unknown function. The record is from RefSeq and is a predicted model, not a curated record. The transcript is spliced from 2 exons. NCBI's taxonomy places the organism in Eukaryota, Apicomplexa, Aconoidasida, Haemosporida, Plasmodiidae. Bases 1 to 2067 code for a protein of 688 amino acids.
AUGCAUAAAAAUACUGAAGAAACAAGCACUUGUUUUAGUGAUUACAAUUUAAAAAGUAAUGUUUGCUGCGAUUAUAUUCCUUGCAAAACAUUUAGGGGAGAUCAAAUUAAUAAACUGAAAAACAAAUUAUUAAGUUGUAAUAACAGCGAAUUAAAACAUCUAAAUAAUUCAAAAGCUGGUACCAAUAAUGAUAUAGAAAAUAAUAAUAUGAAAGAUAAUAGUAAUAGUAAUAAUAAUAACAAUAUUAAAGAUAAUAGUAAUAAUGAUAUAGAAAAUAAUAAUAAUAAAGAUAAUAGUAAUAGUAAUAUUAAAGAUAAUAGUAAUACUAAUAUUAGAGAUAAUAGUAAUAAUAAUAAUAAUAAAGAUAACAGUAAUAGUAAUAAUAAUAAUAAAGACAACAAUAACAGUAAUAAUAAUAAUAAAGAUAAUAAUAAUAGCAAUAAUAAUAAUAAUAAUAAUAAUAAUAAUAAUAAUAAUAAUAAUAAUAAUAAUAAUAAUAAUAAUAAUAAUAAUAAUAAUAAUAGUAAAGAAAAUAAUAAUAAUAAUAACAAUGAACUACUACAUUUAUUAGAUAAUAUAAAUCAUUUAAACACGAAUUUAUAUUAUAGUAAAAAUAAACUACAGUAUAAAAAUAAUAUUUCAUCUUUUGAAGAUAAAAGUAGUUUGAGUCAAUACGAUUAUUUAAAUAUUAAAAAAAGUAAAUUAAUUAACAAUUUAAACUUUUUUAUGCGUAUAUGCUGCAAUAAAAAAUCAUAUAUAAAGUUUAUAAAUCAUUAUUUUAAUAUAAUUUAUAGUAAUAAUAUUAAUAUAUUAUUUCAGUAUGAAUGCAUAUUGCAAAAAUUUGAAGAAAAUAAUGAAAAUUUAACUGAAAAUGAUUAUUAUAAUGCAUAUAUUAAUUUAAAUAAAAUUCCACUAAUUAUAAAUGAAAACAUAAUAGUUCAUGGGAAGCAUACAGACAUAAAUAAUAAACAGGAACACUUAAGAAGUAAUAAUAAUUUUGAAAAUAAUAUAAUGGGUUUCUUAAAUAUAUAUGAUAAUUUAACUGUUAAUUUUUUUAAUUAUAUAUUUAACAAGAUGAAUAACGAUAAUAAUAUGCAUAGUUCCAACUUUGAUAACAUAAUUAAUAACUUUUUACAUAAAAAGAAUUUACUAAAAGAAAAUAUUUUUAAUUUGUUAUUAAACAUAAGUAAAUCUUAUGAAAUAAAAUAUAGUGAUGUCAUUAGUGAUAUAAAACAUGAAGAAUAUUUUAAGGAUGGAAAUGAAAAAAAAAUUAUAGAAAUUCUAAAAAAUAAAAUAGAUAAAGAACCAAAUAAAUUAAAUAAAAUAAAUAAUGUUAAGAGUGACUAUAAUACUACUAAUAAUAAUAUGAUUCAUUUAAAAAGUGCAGAAAUGUUUAUAAAUAAUAAAAAUAAUAACUAUAAUAUAAAUAAAUGUAAAGAAAGUGACGUUACAGAUAAUUAUUGUGAGAAUACUACAAAUGAUAUUAAUAAUUCCAAUAAUAGCAAGUACAAUAGUGAUAAUACCAAUAGUAAUGAAAAUGUAUUUUUAGAAGAAAUAAAAGAAAAAUUGAAUAAGGAAAUAGAAAUAUAUGAUAACAAUCACACAAAAAAUGAAGAAGUAGAUAAAAAAAAAAAUAUUAAUACAAUAGAUAAUAUAUACAAAUUUUUGAAAAAUAAUAUCUUUAUUCCUAAUAAUAAUAUUUACACUGAUUUUGUUGAAAAUGGAAAUGAUAUUUUUUUAAAUAAAAUAAAAAAAAGUGACAAAAAUGCCUAUUUUAAAUUAAUAGAAAAAUUUGAUCGUAUGUAUAAUAUAAUAAAUGAAUUCAAAAAUAAUAUUAAAAAUGGAAAAAUGCAAGAUGAAAUUUUAAUCAAUGAUAAGGAAAAUAUACAAAAAAACAAAAAAAAAAAAAAUAGCAUCCAUGAGGAUGAAUUUAAAGUUAAUAAUCAGAAUAAGAGAUUUUUAAGAAACUGUAAUUGUAAAAAAAGUAAAAGAAGUAAAAGGAUAAAAAAAAAUGAAAUUUCAAAAAAUAAAAAAAAUAAAUUGGAAGAUAAAAAAAAGAAAAAUUAA